Molecule: messenger RNA, 1218 nt
Organism: Apiotrichum porosum
Lineage: Eukaryota; Fungi; Basidiomycota; Tremellomycetes; Trichosporonales; Trichosporonaceae
Exons: 6
Coding region: 1-1218 (405 amino acids)
Cellular component (GO): cytoplasm
Molecular function (GO): phosphatase activity
Source: RefSeq, a predicted model, not a curated record
AUGGUCUUCGUCGCCCCCCUCCAAGUACCGAAGAUCAACCCCCACCCGGACUUCCCGGCUGUGGCCGACACUGAGGACGGCGGUCCCCUCAGGUCGCCUGGCCUCCUCGAGCCCGCGCACAAGUUCACCUUUGAGUCGGUGCAGGGCUUCUUCGUCCAGACUGGCCCCAAGCCCAAGCACAACGACUUUGAGGACCUUCUCGACAAGUCGUUUGGUCUCAUGGACACCUCCCCCGACCGCUGGCACAACCUGCGUGCCGACGUCGCGCGUCUCCAGGCCGAGGCGCCGGCGGGAGUCCACUACAAGGUCUUCUUCCUCGGCCGCCACGGCCAGGGCUGGCACAACUAUGGUGCGGAGCGCUAUGGUGUCGAGUCUUGGGAGACGUACUGGACGUGCCAGAACGGCGACGGCAACUUGGUAUGGGGUCCCGACCCCGAGCUCACCCCUCUGGGCCACAAGCAGACACGUGCAAUCUACGAGACAUGGCAAAAGGAGCGUCCCCACGGCGCGCCCAUCAACCCUGGAGAAAUCCGCUGGUUCGUCUCGCCGCUGCAACGCACUUGCCAGACCAUGUACAACAGCUGGGGUGAAAUGAUCAGUGCCACACCGGAAAUUUGGGAGGACUGGCGCGAGAUCGUCGGUUUGCACACGUGUGACAAGCGCAGCACAAAGGUGAGCAGAACUCGCGCUAAACCGGGUGGUGCCAGUGGUACCAUGGCAUCUACGAUCGCCACUCGGUUCCCCAACAUUAUCAUUGAAGAAGGCUUCGAGGAGGACGACCUGCUGUGGUUCCCAGACCAGCGCGAGUCGGAUACCUCCAUGCAGAAGCGCAUGCGCCGUGCAUUGGACCGCGUGUUCGACGGCGCCGCUCCCGAGACAUACGUGAGCAUCACGGGCCAUGGCGCCAUUUUCCGCAACCUCCUCGCCGUGCUCGGACACCAGCCGUACCCGCUGUCAACGGGUGAGAUGAUCCCCGUGGUGGUCAAGGCCACUCGUGUCCGCCACUCGCACUCGCACUCGCACUCGCACUCGCACUCGAACGGCCACCGCCACGCGAACGGUCACACCAAUCACGCCAAUGGCCUCAAGAAUGGCCACGCCAACGGCCACGUGAACGGCCACGCACACCACCACUCCAAUGGCUUCUCCAACGGCCACGCCAACGGUCACACCAACGGCCAUGCCAACGGCAACGGCGUCCCGGCCGCUAAGCACUGA